AUGACAGACAGUUACAAGUUCGAAGGGUACAAGUGGGAAGCUUUGUCAGAUGCAUAUCCUGAGCAUAGCGCUUAUCGGCGCUGGGUCCAGUCUUUCUUUGAUAACAUCAAUUGGAAUGCUCUGUGCAGAUUUGCUUCAGAGCUCAACGAUGGCAAGGAUUGUGCGGUGGAUCCACAGUGGACUAUUGGGGGACGCCACCUGAUCCGCAUUAUCAACUUCCAAGAUGGUUCACGUUGGAUUGCCAGGCUCCGAAUGACCACCCGUAUGAGCGAAGAUGAACAAAGUGGGCUGGUUCAAAGAGAAGUCGAUUGCCUCCAGUUAGUGAGAGAAAGGACUACUGUACCUGUGCCAACGGUCUUUGGCUACAUGGCGAGCACUCGAAACGAGAUUGGCGCGCCUUUCAUACUGAUGGACUGUCUAUUUGGCAAUAUUGGACCGGACCUGAAUGGUGACAUCGAUCAGGGUGUCCCCUCCCAACACAAGUCCUCGUUCUAUGCGGAAAUGGCAAUUCUUCAGACGGAGACGUCAUCCAUUAUGUUCCCCAAGAUUGGGGCUAUUAUUCGGCUAGCAGACGGCACUUACGACGUUGGCCCUCUCCCCGGAAUCGGUGGACCAUUCAGUACAGCAACAGAGUACCUAAAGGCCUGGGCAAAGGCUGCCGAGUUUCCUGACUUUUCGCAGGCCAAAGAAGCCUGUGGGGAGUACUACGACGAUGUGAUGUCUCAGAUCGCGGAGUUCCCUCAUAAGCUUGAGGAACUCGCUGCGAAUAUCCCUAUGCGAGAUCACGGUCCAUUCCCUCUUUUCCACAAAGAUUUUGGCCACAACAACAUUGUCGUGGAUGAUGACUACAAUGUACUCGGUGUCAUCGACUGGGAACAUGCGUGCUCAGUACCUUGGGAAUGUAUUUAUUUCCCAAUAACAUUGUCGCUAUUGCCGGCGCCGAUGGAUGCUCCGGAGAAUUAUGAUGAGAAUGGCAUAGCUAAAGGUGCGGACACUAGGUCCAUGAUCGAGGAGCGAACAAGGUACAUCGGUACAGUACAAGAGGCGGAACGAAGCAAAGGGCUAUCGUCCUGGCUGUCGGCCACUUUGGCGGAUCAAGGAAAUCAGGACCUUGGGUACGCAAUGAAGCUUUACACCGAGGACGGCAAGUUCGGCUUCUAUAACAAGAUUCUAGAUGUUCAUCACGAGAAGUGGAGUGGAGGGAAGAAAAAAAGCUGA
Messenger RNA from Letharia columbiana, 1218 nucleotides. RefSeq lists its product as uncharacterized. The transcript has 2 exons. The coding region runs from base 1 to 1218 and encodes 405 amino acids. The record is from RefSeq and is a predicted model, not a curated record. Lineage: Eukaryota; Fungi; Ascomycota; Lecanoromycetes; Lecanorales; Parmeliaceae.